AUGUCUCUCCACGACUAUUCUCCCCCAGGUCACCUUAACCACGCAAUUCCUCAAAUCAUCUAUCCCCCCAACGACGAAGACGACUUGACACCGAGACUGCCAACAAGACCUCCCCUCUCACACAGCGUAUCCAAUCUUUCCGCCGAGUCCACGGAGUCAUCAUUGAGCACUAAUACCGUCGCUACAACAAUAUCCACUGCCUCGGGUCCAGAAUGCAAGAGCACUCUGCAAGAGGAAAUGUAUCUUGCGCUCUUCGGUAAAGCCUUCCAUCCAAGUAAGUACAUACUCUACACAUAAGUCCUUCCAUCUCAUUCCAAACCACCGACUAGCCACCCUCCCAUAUACCACUUAACAUCCCAUUAUCUCAUAAUCCCAAGAACAAACCAACCUAACACCCCUCAGAACCACCCCACCCAUCCACAACACCACCAACCCCCUGGACCGACACCGAACUCCUGCAAACCACCUCCCAGCAACCAAAACCAAAAUCCAUCCUCAAACCCCCCACAUCGCCAACAAAACCCCCCGCAAAAGUGCGAUUCCUCCUAUCACCAACUCCCACCCCCUCAACCUCAAACCCCAACACCCUACGGCCCCCCACCAUCCACAGCGCCCACAAAACCAAACCCGCAUCUGUCCAUCCAACACCCAAGAAACGGCCCUCUCAAAACACAACCACAAAUAACAACAAAGGAACACCCCACCCACACCUCCUUACAAAAACCCUCCCUCCCCAUGCUUCUCAAAAAGAAGGAAAAGAGACACAUCAACAACACCAAGAAAGAAACCCAAACCCAACCCCAAGCCACCUCCCCAUCAACAUGAAACCCCGAAGCGGACACACCUACGCCCUAGGAAUCGAGGGCUUAAAAGGCCUCCAGAAUAUCAAGGGACCGAAUCAGAAGGGGUUGUACUUCCAUGGCAUGGGAGGUUAG
Messenger RNA from Hymenoscyphus albidus, 935 nucleotides. The record is from the annotation of a GenBank genome assembly. NCBI's taxonomy places the organism in Eukaryota, Fungi, Ascomycota, Leotiomycetes, Helotiales, Helotiaceae.